AACUGCUGACAUGCUGACAAUCGUUAUGCGCGUAUAAACAUUCAAAGAGCCGUGAUUGAUUUGCAGGUUUUUAUUCAUAUGUCGGUUCAACAGAAACGAACCGCGUCCUAUAUUUUGAGAGAGCAUUAUGGAGAAAUCGUAGAGAAGGUCGGGACGUUUUGUAUCGCUAAAGGACCUCGUCCACUGAAGGAUAUAAUUCGGGACACUAAACUACCUCGGGACCAAGUACAGAAGGCGUUGUGCUGCCUCAUUCAACAUCAUUUUGUCACAUUUGAAGUGAACAAGCGAAACGUUACGUUGUACAGUGCGUUGAUUUCUAAUAUCCUUUUUCGUCUCCGUGCUCCGCGGUACAUUUAUUGUGUGAAAUCUAUAUUUGGGUACACUGGCGAGUUGAUUAUUGAUGAAAUUUUCCAGCAUGGUUCUGCUAUCAUGAGCACAGUUGUGGACAAAGUCGCGAGACAUUUAGAAGAGGAUAAUCUUGAUUCAGAUGAGGAUGAGAUUCAAGUUUGCUUUGCUAAUCUAGUGAAGAACCAUUUUCUUCAAAGAUUGAAGCCAACGAGAAAUGAAGAACAGAGCAUGGGCAACAGUAGUUAUAAUGACGAUGACCUCUAUGCUCUGCCACCUGGAAUGAACUUGCAAGGUCAUGGCUCAAAACGGAAAAGAAGUAUUGCUGAUGAGGGUCAAACAACAAAGAGACAAAAAACAGGGGCAAGCUACACUGCCAGUGCCAAAGGCUCUGAAUUAAGUGAUGAUGGAAUUUUAUGGCAAGUGAACUUUGCAAGGUUUCACCAGCAUUUCAUUGAUGAGAAUAUUGUCACAGUUGUAACCAAGAAAGUUGAUAAAUUUGCAGGGGAGAUUGUCAAGACUAUGUUGAAAUUGAGUGAGCUGGCAAGGGAUCCCUUAUCACCAACAUUGCAAACAGUUUCUCUGCAUGAGAUCUCACAGAAUUUGUCUGUAACUCCCAAGAUGGAGAAGGCACAGAUUGUGCAGUAUCUUUCACUAUUGACUGAUGAGAAGGACAAUUUGGUUUCCAAAACAGGAGAGAGUGGAGGAGGAAUGUAUUGUAUAAAUAUGCAAAAGUGUGUGGAUACCUUGUGCCAAAAUGUGAUUGAAUCCAUUGUUCAAGAAAGGUUUGGUUCAAGAUGCUUUAGAAUCUUCAGGUUGUUACUUCUUAAGAAACACAUGGAACAGAAACAGAUUGGUGAGUUGGCCAUGAUUCCAUCUAAAGAUGUCAAGGAGCUGCUGUACAAACUAUUUGCAGAGAGGUUUAUUGCACUACAGGAAAUCCCUCGGGCCUCUGACUAUGCCCCAUCAAGAACAGUUUACUUGUUUUCUGUGAAUCUUCCACAAGUUAGUAGAAUGCUGCUCGAAAAGUCUUAUCAGGCACUUGGGAACCUGAUGAGCAGAAGAGAAACUGAACUACAUGAGCACAGACGUUUAAUUGAAAAGAAAGAGAGAGUGGAGGCAACAAUAAACACACUGAAGGCUCAGCAUGGCGAGGAGACAUCGGAAGAGGCUAUAGCUGAGCUUCAGGAGCUUAUUAUUCCAGCAGAACAAGAGCAGCUCAAGAAACUGAAACUUACUCUUGCCAAGUUGGAUCAGAGUGAGUUGCAAGUAGAUGAAACCAUUUUUAUUCUAUCACAGUACAUUUCCUCACAUUAGAAUGGAACAUAAAAAUGGAAAUGUAGCUGGGGAACACUUCUGUGUCUGCUAAUUGUUGCCGUCUUUUGACAUGGUGAAAGGAAGUUCCUGAUUGGCCAGUACUGAUCUAUUCUUUUCUCAAACCUUUUUUCUCUGAGUUUAUUGUCCAGUGGUCUGAGUGAUAUAUGAGCCAUGGGGAUAUGAUGAAUAUAAACCAAAUGAGGAUAUGAGGAAAAUAAUAAUAAUCAUUGGAGAGAUGGAGAAACCACAUUGAGAAAUCCCCCCCCCCCCCGCAUUUAAAAAUGUACACCACUGCCUAGUAUAUUAAACUUUAAAUAAGAAGAAACAAACAAACAAACAAA
Molecule: messenger RNA, 2003 nt
Organism: Stylophora pistillata
Lineage: Eukaryota; Metazoa; Cnidaria; Anthozoa; Scleractinia; Pocilloporidae
Product: DNA-directed RNA polymerase III subunit RPC3
Biological process (GO): DNA-templated transcription
Cellular component (GO): RNA polymerase III complex
Molecular function (GO): single-stranded DNA binding
Source: RefSeq, a predicted model, not a curated record